CAGCACGGAAGGAGAAAGCAUUGAAUUGGGUCACGUGUGGUGACCCAGAAGGGGGCGCCGAGGUGCACGAGGCACAGAACGGGUGCAGGGUCGCUACGGCAACAGAGUGAGACGGCCACGCUGUUGUCAUAUGUGCAGCGUUGGAAAGUUACAUGCCGGCAGACAGCACUUGGUACAAACCUCCAUCUACAGAAAACAACCCUACUUUGGAAGACCCCACACCAGACUACAUGAAUCUAUUGGGAAUGAUUUUCAGUAUGUGUGGCUUGAUGCUGAAGCUGAAGUGGUGUGCCUGGAUUGCUGUCUACUGCUCAUUCAUCAGCUUUGCCAACUCUAGGAGUUCAGAAGACACCAAACAGAUGAUGAGCAGCUUCAUGCUGUCUAUCUCCGCUGUGGUGAUGUCUUAUCUGCAAAACCCCCAGCCCAUGUCUCCGCCUUGGUGAAAGGAUAACCCCUCUCCAGAGAGCCUUUUUUAGAGCAGAGGUGCAAUUCCUUUUGAGGAGAGGGGACUUUUUCUCAGGCAACGCAGAUCCAUUUGCACAAGCAAAAUCUUGCAAAAUUUGGGAGGACUCAUUUUUCUGUGUCUGUAAAGUGAUGAUUAUUAAAAGAUACUUUGGCUACAAUGCCAAAUUGUC
Molecule: messenger RNA, 635 nt
Organism: Hemicordylus capensis (graceful crag lizard)
Lineage: Eukaryota; Metazoa; Chordata; Lepidosauria; Squamata; Cordylidae
Gene: WDR83OS
Product: WD repeat domain 83 opposite strand
Exons: 4
Coding region: 153-443 (96 amino acids)
Biological process (GO): protein insertion into ER membrane
Cellular component (GO): endoplasmic reticulum membrane
Molecular function (GO): protein folding chaperone
Source: RefSeq, a predicted model, not a curated record